This is a messenger RNA of Portunus trituberculatus (swimming crab), 1499 nucleotides long. RefSeq names its product ubiquitin thioesterase otubain-like. Bases 214 to 1107 code for a protein of 297 amino acids. Gene Ontology annotation, biological process: protein K48-linked deubiquitination. Lineage: Eukaryota; Metazoa; Arthropoda; Malacostraca; Decapoda; Portunidae. Gene Ontology annotation, molecular function: ubiquitin binding; cysteine-type deubiquitinase activity. The transcript has 9 exons. The record is from RefSeq and is a predicted model, not a curated record. Gene Ontology annotation, cellular component: nucleus.
CUCAGCGAGGGAGUGUCAGGUGGCGGUAAACACGGUGAGCGAGCGGCGAGGAGGUGCGAGAGGAUAGGUGUCUGCAGGCUAAGACUGUGGUAGAAAUGGAGAAUAACAUCAAUGAUGAGAGCGCGUCCAAGACCUGUGAAUAUGAUCCAAGUCAGCCUCUUCCAGUAAGGCAGCCCGGAUGUUGCUUCUUGCUACAGUAGUCUCCACCAUUGGAUGGGCGAGGGAGUCUACUUUUGCCCGACACUAUCGGAAGCCUCUUGCCCAGCAGAUGUCAAUCAAGAUGAACUCAUUAAGGCACAGGAGAAACAAAUUGCUGAAGAGCUCUUCCUGGAGAAUGUUGGAGAGUGUACGUCGAGACGAGAGCGGGGUGAUGUUCUGAGGACGAAGCCACCACGCUCCUCACCUUAUAAGAUCAAAGCCAACACAGCCAUGGUUGGGUCCUUAGAUGGCCUGAGUUCAUUGGAAGAAGAAUAUUCAAAUGAUCCUGUCUACAGCAGUAAAGUCAAAACUCUUCUUCCAAAGUUUUCAAAUGUGCGGCGAACAAGACCAGAUGGCAACUGUUUCCUGAGAGGCUUUAUAUUUGCUUACCUUGAGUAUUGCAUUCAUCACAGGGAUGAAUUAGUUAGAUUCAAGAAAUAUCUUGAAAGUAGCAAAGAAGAAUUGUUUGAAAUUGGAUUUCCCAAAUUCACUACGGAGGAUUUUCAUGAUAUGUUCAUGGAAGUUGUCAGUGAUCUAGAGGGUAGUGGAAGUAUUGACCGUGUGGAAGCUGUCUGCAAUGAUGCUGGAACCUCAGAUUAUCUUGUGGUGUAUUUGCGACUUCUCAUUUCUGCUCACCUUCAGAAAAAUGCUGAAUUCUUCAGCUUUUUCAUUGAAGGUGGAAGGACAGUGGAGGAAUUUUGUAAGCAGGAAGUUGAGCCUAUGUAUAGAGAAUGUGACCAUCUGCAUAUUGUGGCCCUGACUGCAGCUGUGGGAGUUGGUGUGCGAGUCAUGUAUCUUGACCGAGGGGAGGGAGAUGCCCUGGUGUCUCAUGACUUUCCUGAAGACAAGGAGCCAAUCAUUCACCUCCUGUAUCGCCCUGGGCACUAUGAUAUACUCUACAAAGCAUAAUGAUUACUUUUUAUAAUAGCUUGUUGAAAUAGAUUUUGAUAUGCAUUUUUGUUUCCCUUCAACUGACUGAGGAUAGUCAAUUUUUACUCCAUCUUGUGUUUUGUCAUCUUUCCUGACACAGAACUUUUAUCUGUGAAAUUCUAUGAUAUACUUUCCAAUGCUGUAUAUACAUAAACAUUGUGUAUAUGACCUUUAUCUCCUAAGAAAUAUUUCUGAUGUAUUUUUUGAUAGAUCUAAAUAUUCUUAUCAGUAUUUUAACUGGUAUUGUGAAUCUUAAGAUUCUUUAACAAUAUUUUCAGUGUUAUAUCACUGUAUGAUUAUUUAUUCAGUGUGUUUGUAAAAAUACUGGUUUUAUUACUAAUAUAAGACAAUAAAAAAUUCAAUGAGCGAAA